AACGAUACAUCAAGGGCAAGGAAGUCGCCAUCUUGAAAAGUCGGAUGAAAAUCUUGCCGGUUUCUUGAUGUUUAUUAUGUAUUCCCGGCUAGCUCUUCGUUCAGGGAGUCUGGCUGCAGCACUUACACGACAGAAUGCUGUAGUAACGUUUGUCCCAAGAGCCUCUGCAGCAACUGAUGCAGUCACUAAGAAGGAAGAUGGAGAGCGAGAUCUUGUUAAUUUUCCACGCCCAGCCAGACUGGUGGAGCCAGGCAAAGUGAGACUCGGUUUCAUACCGGAUGAAUGGUUUACAUUUUUCCACAACAAAACUGGUGUCACAGGCCCGUAUUUGUUCGGCAUUGGUUUGAGUACUUUCCUUGUAUCGAAGGAGUUCUAUGUUAUGGAACACGAAUAUGUUACCGGCCUCUCUAUUCUUCUCAUGAUCAUAUUUGCUACCAAGAAGUUUGGACCUGGUGUGGCAAAGGCUGUGGAUUCAGAAAUUGAUAAAAUUGAAGAGGGAUGGCAAGCCUACAGAAAUGGUGCGAUUAACGGAAUCGGAGAAAACAUAAAGAACGAGGAACUGGCACAAUGGCAGGCAGUGGGACAGAAGUGGCUUUUUGAGGCUAAGAAGGAGAACGUUGCCCUGCAGCUGGAGGCAGCAUACCGCGAGCGCAUGUACGUCGCCUACCAGGACGUGAAGAGGCGUCUCGACUACCAACUCGUCUCGCAGCUCGCCGAAGCCCGGCUCAAGCAGAAGCACAUGGCCAACUGGAUCGUGGACAACGUCGUGAAGUCCAUCACGCCACAGCAGGAGAAGGAGAGCAUCACAAACUGCAUCAGCGAACUGAAGAGGCUUUCUGCCGACGCAAAGGUUGGCAUUGCAUAAUGGCUGCAGCAUCGGCGACGCAAGGCGGUGAACUAAGUAUUUAUCCCUCGUGGGUGCUGACAUUUGUUAUGUAAAUUUAAAUAGGCUCACCCGUAAAACAGCACUGAAUAGGCAAAUGAAAAGCGAGCUACCGGUGUGUUUGUAAAUCUGGCAAUUGUAUCGAUACUAGUAUCCAUCGCUGGAUGACAGCUUCACUUCUGGUGAAAAUCUGCGAUACAUUCUUUGUAACACCUUUCCUGGUGACAUAACCAAAUCAGAUGCAGGUAAUAAAUAGAAACGUGUUAUAGUUAAUACAA
This is a messenger RNA of Priapulus caudatus, 1161 nucleotides long. RefSeq names its product ATP synthase subunit b, mitochondrial-like. NCBI's taxonomy places the organism in Eukaryota, Metazoa, Priapulida, Priapulimorpha, Priapulimorphida, Priapulidae. The record is from RefSeq and is a predicted model, not a curated record. Gene Ontology annotation, biological process: proton motive force-driven ATP synthesis. Gene Ontology annotation, molecular function: proton transmembrane transporter activity. Bases 68 to 865 code for a protein of 265 amino acids. The transcript has 6 exons.